Cylicocyclus nassatus is the source of this 726-nucleotide messenger RNA. NCBI's taxonomy places the organism in Eukaryota, Metazoa, Nematoda, Chromadorea, Rhabditida, Strongylidae. The record is from the annotation of a GenBank genome assembly.
AUGGCUGUUUGUGUUCCGCCACUUUACUGGUACACAAACUGGGCCAAAAUGAUAUUUGCUCUUGAAAUGUGGAAAGCACAGGGCGUAGUUCAUGUUAUCAUCUAUCACCAUUCGUCUACGAAACAUGUGUACAAGGUGCUCAGUCAUUACCAAAAAGAGGGCUUCGUCACAAUUGUUCCUUGGCCUUCGCUGCCGCAAACUCCAUUUGAAGACCCCAAUCAAUCCCUCUACCGCCUAGCACACUCGCUUGCUCAUAACGACUGUGUUUUGCGACUGAACACUGAAUUUGGAGCGCUCAUUGAUGUGGACGAAGUUAUUAUGCCCAGGAACCACACACUCAUGUCUUUUGUGAUCGAAAACUUUGCGAACUCGUCCGUCGGUGCCCUUUUGUUCAAGCACCAUACUUUGGCUCUAAACCCUAACUAUGCUGGACAAAAUUUCUCGUAUGAUACGCUAAACUUUUCCGGGAUUUGGGACGCAACCGAACUUGAAUACGAGGGACCGCCAAAGAUCCCUGAAAAAUCUGCUGCCUUGCUGCACCACCGAUAUAACAUCGGAAUCGAUUGGAUUGGGAGAAAUCCUCAAAGCGUUAGAUUGCUGCCGACUACAGCAGAGCUCAAUGCUCUUCAUAAGUCACUCAAUCACCGCAAGGAAGCUAUAUUCCCAAAUGGAGCUGAUUUUCAUUUCGAAACUCAGAUGCAACUAGGAUUUUGUCUGCAGCGGUAA